Molecule: messenger RNA, 643 nt
Organism: Entrophospora candida
Lineage: Eukaryota; Fungi; Glomeromycota; Glomeromycetes; Entrophosporales; Entrophosporaceae
Source: the annotation of a GenBank genome assembly
AUGGUACAAUUUGGAGAUUUUAGAGAUAUUUGUGAGAUGGUUGCUUUAACUGUUUGUCCACUAGUUGGAGCAGUGGAAGGUAUAGAACCAACCUGUUAUUCAAGAAAUGUGGAAAUCGUUAAAACACUUAUUUUUCAACCAGCCACUAUCAUUAUUAAUAUAAUUGCAUUGGUUAUGACUUCUAUUAUGAUAUAUCAUAUAAAAUCAAAAUAUACAGCUGUUGGUCGUAAGGAAAUUGUAAUGUUUUUCUAUUUAUAUAUGAUGGUUACAUUCUUGGAAUUUUUAUUAGUUUCAGGAAUUAUUCCAACAGCAUCACCAACAUACCCUUAUUUUACUGCAGCACAUGUAAGUCUUAUAACUACAACUUUUUGGUGUUUAUUAUUGAAUGGAUUUGUUGGGUUUCAAUUUGCAGAAGAUGGUACUCCAUUAUCGCUUUGGUCAAUUCGUAUUUCUUCAUUGGUUGUAUUUGGUGCAGUAUAUUUCAUAAGCAUUGCAACAUUCAAUGGCAUAGCUGGAUUCAGUCCAUUGAGCCCAGUAGCAUUAUGGAUCAUCUUAUAUGUGUUUAAUGGGGCAGCAUUAGUGAUAUAUGUAGUUUUACAAAUUGUUUUGGUGUUGAAUACACUUGAUGAUAGAUGGCCACUUG